AUGGCCGUCCUUAUCCCAUUUUUAAAGAAACUCGUCGCCAUUCGUUUACUCAUCCCUACUGGUCCCGCUGCUCAAACAUCCGCACCGCCCAAGCCGCAAGGGAGGGAUAGCGGCACCAACGGCGCUUCACGGACCACUGCUGGACUGGCUCCUGGAAUUCUAGAUACCCAAUCAUUAUCAGAGAUUGUGGAGCUCGAUGAUCGCAUUUUCAAUGAGGCCAUGGGAGCGCGGCUUGCCGAUAAGGAGCUUUACAGCAAGCUCAAAGUCUUAGGGCUGGGAUGGAAAGCUUGGGAAUUGGGCGAAUUCUACACGAUUCCUGUGACGGAAGGAACAAAAGUAUUUGAUUUAGGCUUGUCGGCUUUAAACGGUACCGAUGCCGGGAACGCCAUCCUACCUAGUUUGAUUGCAACCCCAGGAGCCGCCCCCAUCGAGGCAGAGAGCACUAGCAGCCAAGUUCAAGAUCCACAAAGACCAAAUGCCCAAAUGAGACGCACCUGGAAUGCGCAGCAAAGUGUCGGGACCCCAUCCGCAAUCAGUCCGAGCAGUACAAGUACCGUUCUGGGAAAACGAAAACAGCCGCCAUGUUCCCGACCCGAGUCAUCGAGAGGCCCGGCUGAAUUCUCCACAUAUGCUACCCCAGACUGCAGCCAAACGAGAAACUCCACGUCUCACAUUCAGAGCCAACAAACGGACGCUGCUGGACUGUUGGAAGAGUUGGGAUCGAAGCUGUCUGAAGAUACCAGGGCCAAGAUAGUCCAAUGCAUUCAUGAGCCAGCGGUGUAUUCAAUCGGAGGAGAGAAAGUGCUUUGGAGGCGAAAAGUGCGCCGGGUGGGUUGGGAGGUUUUGAAGCACUGGGAGAUAUGGGGGCUGGAUGUUCAAGAGAUCUAA
Messenger RNA from Uncinocarpus reesii 1704, 888 nucleotides. RefSeq lists its product as uncharacterized. The coding region runs from base 1 to 888 and encodes 295 amino acids. The record is from RefSeq and is a predicted model, not a curated record. Lineage: Eukaryota; Fungi; Ascomycota; Eurotiomycetes; Onygenales; Onygenaceae. The transcript has a single exon.